CUGCUGAGACGUUUCGCCUGGAGGCUGGAACAACUCGUCCACUCGCUGCCCCGCCCCCCUUCCCUCCUCUUCCGCUGACCUCAACGUCCUCCUCGUCGCCGCUGUUUCCGGCCCACCGCGCCGUCCCGUCAGCCAUGGAGGAGUAUCUGGAGAACAUGAAGUCCCUCCGCUCCUACAUGAACGAUCUGGAGGAGGACGCCGCGAAGCGGUCCGCGGAAGAGCAGCAGCAGCGCACAGCCAUCGACGCCCACGACGCCGACAUCGCGCUAGUGAGGGCGCAGUCAAAGCAGGCGAGCGAGGAGGCCGAGCAGCUGGCCACAGCAAGGGCGCAGGUAUGCGUGGAGAUGUUGGAGAAGCAGGGCAGGAUCGCUACGCUGGAUGUCGAGUGCGCCACGCUGAAGCAGACCUUGGAGCUCCUCCAUCAGGAAAUUGCGAGUACAUCUGCCAAACUCAAUGAGAAGAGACUGUUCUACACAAAAACAACAGAAACCUUGACUGUCAAACUACAGGAGCAACGGGAAUGGUUUGGUUCAUUGAAGAAUAAGAGUACUACAAUGGAGCUACAUGUUGUCACAUCUCAGUGCAAGCAAACCUUCAUUGAAGGGGAGAGGCAUGGAACCUUCAACUCGGAAGGGAGCCUGGAUCAGUUGGGAAGUGAUGUUGGGAACAAGCACAGGGAACUCUUCACCCAACUGGAGGCAGCUCAGCUCAAGAUAGAAGACAUCAAUUCAAAAAGAUCAAGGCUUCUUUCAGAAAUCAGCAAAGUCAAACAGAUUCUAGAGCAGGAGAAAAACAUAUUUGCUGGCUUUCCUGCUGCGCUACAGCAGAUGGAUAUGAAGUCAUUGGAGGAGGAAUAUAAAGCUCUGCAAGGUGAUAAAGCUGUAGAAAUUGAGUACUUCCACUCUCUUGAAGAAACUAUUAGCGGAAUGAAGGGCAUUUCUGAACCUGUUAAAUGCUGUUGUGGCCUGGAGUAGAAGGUAGAACUGGGUGGUGAAACCAUGGAUCUAAGCUAAACUUUUACAAUUGAUAGGUAUGAGAAACAUUAGCUGAUAAUGUACGAGACUACGAAGGUCAAAGAUUCCUGUUGCACCUUGGAGGGCAAUGAGUAUCUGGAGCUUCAUUAGACCCUACUAUACCAUAGUUUUCAUUCUUCCUUUCCCAUGCUUUUGCUCUACUAAUAGCAGGGAGACAUUAUUCGGGUCCACACUGGACUCUGGUUUCAUUUGGUUGCAAGUGUGGUGCACAGUAUUGUGUUUGCACCCCGUGAUCAACCGGGAGUGAGAUUCAUAGGUAGGGAUCGAAAGAGAGGGCAGGAGGCAGGUCCUCCCUAUGUGGCUUGGCAAUUUGCAUGGCAGAUUUUGAAUUUGAUCAAAUUUUCAAGAAAUUUA
Messenger RNA from Setaria italica (foxtail millet), 1388 nucleotides. RefSeq lists its product as uncharacterized. The record is from RefSeq and is a predicted model, not a curated record. The coding region runs from base 135 to 974 and encodes 279 amino acids. The transcript is spliced from 12 exons. Lineage: Eukaryota; Viridiplantae; Streptophyta; Magnoliopsida; Poales; Poaceae.